GCAUAACAAAUCUUCUCGGACUUUGACACCUAUGGUACCGUCACGUGGCCAUUUGACUCAAUAAGUGGCGUGCGCAUAUUCGAACGAACGCGGUGACCCACCACUUGGGCCUUCCUCCGGCCGACCAACGAAACCCACUCGGAUGAUUCCCUUCAACUAUAUAUAUACUUCCCUUUUCUGUUUCCCUUCUUCCCUGUAGUAGAAUUUAUUUUCCUUUUUUUUUCUCACCUUUUCCCCCAUUUUCUCUCUCUCCGUUUCCCUCCUCUGUAUUUCUCCGAUCUCCGACACAAUCCGCAGGACUUAAUAGUGACGUAGAUUCCAAAGAUGUUAGAGCAGUUACUGAUAUUUACCAGAGGAGGACUAAUCCUCUGGACGUGUAAAGAGCUUGGAAAUGCUCUUAAAGGAUCGCCCAUUGACACCUUGAUCCGUUCCUGCCUUUUGGAAGAACGAUCUGGUGCUGCAUCAUACAAUUAUGAUGCCCCAGGUGCUGCAUAUACCUUGAAAUGGACAUUUCAUAACGAUCUCGGCCUCGUAUUUGUUGCUGUGUAUCAGCGGAUCCUCCAUCUUUUGUACGUGGAUGAUUUGCUUGCUAUGGUGAAGCGAGAAUUCUCUGAGAUUUAUGAUCCAAAGCGGACACUGUACAAUGACUUUGAUGAUGUCUUUCAGCAGCUUAGGAAGGAGGCUGAGGCUAGAGCUGAAGAAAUGAAAAAGUCAAAGCAGGUGAGUCAGCCUAUAAGUAAUAACAUGGGUAAGAAGCAAGGGCAGGUGCAGAAGUCUGGAAUUCAAGGAGGGAAUAAAAAAAAGAGCAGUGGUGAAUCUGGGAACGAUGGCGAGGAUGGUGAAAAUUUAAAAGGUCGCAAGAUUGAAAAUGGUCAUACCAAUGGCAAAAAUUUUGCAGCUGACAGGUUGCCCUCAAUGGGCAAUGUUAAUGGUAAAGAGAACGUGAGCUCCAAUAAUGGGGCUUUUGAUGUAAAUAAGCUACAGAAGCUAAGAGCUAAAGGUUCGAAGAAAGUUGAUACAGUUACUAACAAGAGUUCUAAAGAAGAGCCGAAGAAAAAGGUUACAAAAAAGAAUAGGGUUUGGGAUGAUUCACCUAAGGAGUCAAAGUUGGAUUUUACAGAUCCGGUGGGUGAGAAUGGGGAUGAUAAUAUGGUAGUUGUGGCAGCAGAUGAAGGUGAGAGUAUGAUGGACAAAGAUGAGAUCGUUAGUAGUGAUAGUGAGACUGAAGAAGAGGAGGACGCGGGGAAGGACAGCAAGAUUGAAACAAAGAAGAAAGGGUGGUUUUCUUCCAUGUUCGAGAGUAUUGCUGGGAAAGCUAAUUUAGAGAAGGCAGACCUUGAACCAGCUUUGAAGGCUCUCAAGGACAGGCUCAUGACCAAGAAUGUGGCUGAGGAGAUUGCUGAAAAGCUUUGUGAAUCUGUGGCAGCAAGUUUGGAAGGUAAAAAGCUUGCUUCCUUUACAAGGAUAUCUUCAACAGUGCAGACAGCAAUGGAAGAGGCACUUGUCCGGAUUCUAACUCCUAGACGUUCUAUUGACAUUUUGAGGGAUGUGCAUGCUGCAAAGGAGCAAAGGAAACCAUAUGUGGUGGUUUUCGUUGGAGUUAACGGAGUUGGAAAAUCUACCAAUCUUGCCAAGGUAGCAUACUGGCUUCAGCAGCAUGACAUAAAAGUCAUGAUGGCUGCAUGUGACACAUUCCGUUCUGGAGCUGUUGAACAGUUGCGGACUCAUGCUCGUAGACUCCAGAUCCCUAUUUUUGAGAAGGGCUACGAAAAAGAUCCUGCAAUUGUAGCAAAGGAAGCUAUUCAAGAGGCCACUCGAAAUGGUUCAGAUGUUGUUCUUGUUGAUACUGCUGGUCGAAUGCAGGAUAAUGAACCGUUAAUGAGGGCACUGUCGAAGCUUAUCUACCUCAACAGUCCAGAUCUUGUCUUGUUUGUCGGGGAGGCACUGGUUGGGAAUGAUGCCGUAGAUCAGUUAAUGAAGUUCAAUCAGAAAUUAGCAGACCUCUCACCCUCUCCAAAUCCAAGGCUGAUUGACGGGAUCCUGCUCACUAAGUUUGAUACCAUUGACGAUAAGGUUGGAGCAGCUCUAUCAAUGGUUUACGUAUCUGGAGCUCCGGUCAUGUUUGUUGGUUGUGGACAGUCGUAUACAGAUCUGAAAAAGCUCAAUGUCAAGUCCAUUGUCAAGACACUUCUUAAGUGAGAGAGUGCAUUUGUGUUUAUCUUCCUUUCGGUUGCUUCUGCUUGCUGUCCUGUUUGUUUUGAACAUCUUUGUCAAUGCUACAAUUUGUAUGCUCUUCCCCCUUGUGAUCUGAUUACUUUGAUUCUGGUGGUGUAUCAUCAGUUGUUCCGUCAGGAACUUGGUGGAGUAUUUAAUUUGUUCUCUC
Messenger RNA from Rhododendron vialii, 2383 nucleotides. RefSeq lists its product as uncharacterized. Gene Ontology annotation, cellular component: signal recognition particle receptor complex; endoplasmic reticulum membrane. NCBI's taxonomy places the organism in Eukaryota, Viridiplantae, Streptophyta, Magnoliopsida, Ericales, Ericaceae. Gene Ontology annotation, molecular function: signal recognition particle binding; GTP binding; ATP hydrolysis activity. Gene Ontology annotation, biological process: SRP-dependent cotranslational protein targeting to membrane. The record is from RefSeq and is a predicted model, not a curated record. The coding region runs from base 325 to 2199 and encodes 624 amino acids. The transcript is spliced from 10 exons.